AUGGCUGCGACAUCUCUUAACACAGAUGAUGGUGCUGACUCCCCAAUAUUUCACCCUGCUGAUGCCGAAAUUCUGGCAAGAACGGGCCACCUGAAGCCAGCGGAUGGAAGAAGAAGUGAAGUGUCAUCUCGCCUAAUGUUUGAGGGGUAUUUUUCAAGCUCGAGCGAGUCAAAAGAUUGGUACAUAGUUCCAGAUCUGCUUGUGUCUCCGGAGACACUGAUAUAUAUCGGAUGGGGACAACAAAAAGCUGAAGAGAUUUGGAGAAGAUGGCGAGAGCUCAUAUAUAUGACGGAGUUUCUAGACUUUGUGCUUGAAGAAUACGUUCCGGAGUUUCACAUGUCAGAUGGCCGGGAGGCGUGUAUUCGGCAAAUGAAGCACUGGGGAUUUGCGGAUGAGCUGAUCAACUGCAUAAUGGCAAGUGAAUUUGAAGAUGUAAUGAUGACGGAAACUGUCCAAUACUGGGUUCGCGACACUAUGAGUGUUCGAUACUUAGGUCUUAAGGAGCUACAAAAGAAUAGUGCCAGAAGGAACGAGAAGAGGAGAAGUGGUGUUCAAGACGUUGGGGUGGUUUUAGAUUAUUAA
Botrytis deweyae is the source of this 582-nucleotide messenger RNA. RefSeq lists its product as uncharacterized. NCBI's taxonomy places the organism in Eukaryota, Fungi, Ascomycota, Leotiomycetes, Helotiales, Sclerotiniaceae. The transcript has a single exon. The record is from RefSeq and is a predicted model, not a curated record. The coding region runs from base 1 to 582 and encodes 193 amino acids.